GUGCUGGCGCGGCACAGACAGGCUUUUGAGGCCGUGGCACAGCGAGCCAAGCGCCGGCAGGUCAGCGACCGAUCUGCAGCCGAUCCCCAGCCGAUCUGCCGCCGAUCUGCAUCCGCACCGGCCUCCUGCCUCCCCCGCAUACCUGCAGCCAUGAGUGCCGCCGAACAGAGAAAGCUGCUGGAGCAGCUUAUGGGCAAGGAAGCUCUCGGCGGAACCCCCGAUAAUCUGCGUUUCGACGACCCCAAGGUUUGCAAAAACUACCUGUGUGGAUUAUGUCCUCAUGAACUGUUCACGAAUACGAAAAUGGACCUCGGCGCCUGUACCAAAAUCCACUCGGAUAAGCUGAAGAAGGACUACGAGGAUGCUCGCAAACGAGACCGGAAUGUGAACUACGAAGAAGAGUGGUGCCGAAACAUGAACGAGUUUAUUGCCGAGUGCGACCGAAAGAUCCAUAGUGCACAAAAGCGUCUGGACAAGAAUCCCGAAGACGCCGGCAUCAACAUGAUGAAGGAGAUCGCCGAUGCCAAUGCCGAGAUCACGUCUCUGGUCGACGAAACUGAAAAACUUGCUGAAGAUGGCGAGGUUUCCAAUGCCCUGCGGGUUCUGAAAGAUCUUGAAGAGAUCCAGGAGCGGAAGGCCAGGAAAGAGCGGGAGUUGAAGCAGUAUAUCAGCAGCGAAACCACCUCGCAGCAACAGAAGCUGCGGGUCUGCGACGUUUGCUCUGCUUUCUUGUCGGUGUUUGACAGCGACCGCCGGCUAGCGGAUCACUUUGGCGGAAAGAUGCACUUGGGUUACAUGAAGAUCCGGCAGACUGUCAAAGAACUCCAGGAGAAAGGCGUCAACCGACGACGAGAUGCGGGCCGAGACGGAGGCCGAGACGGAGGCCGAGACGGCCGAGAAUUCCGCGACCCUCGGGACUCCCGAGACUUCCGAGACCCCCGAGACGAUCGCGGAUAUCGGGGCGGUCGAUACGACGACCGACGACGCGACGAAGGCCGACCCAGAUGGCGCUCGCGCUCGCCAGAGGCCCGCCGUCGAUCUCGCUCGCCAGGACGAAGACGCUACUGAUCCCAUCGCAGUGCAGACACAUCACUGCGCCGUCUGCGCAACGGGCUUGGGAAUGAAAAAAAGUAUCCUUCGGAAGCAAAAGCGCUCGAGAAACUUGCGGAAACUGCACCAGGAAAUGCACAGCAGCGUGAAUGCCGACUGUUGACGGAUGCGAGUUUGACAGCACCACAAUACAGAUCAUCCAGGAUCGUUGAGA
This is a messenger RNA of Polychytrium aggregatum, 1264 nucleotides long. RefSeq names its product LUC7-domain-containing protein. NCBI's taxonomy places the organism in Eukaryota, Fungi, Chytridiomycota, Chytridiomycetes, Polychytriales. Gene Ontology annotation, molecular function: mRNA binding. The transcript has 11 exons. The record is from RefSeq and is a predicted model, not a curated record. Bases 151 to 1068 code for a protein of 305 amino acids. Gene Ontology annotation, cellular component: U1 snRNP; U2-type prespliceosome. Gene Ontology annotation, biological process: mRNA splice site recognition.